Hippocampus zosterae (dwarf seahorse) is the source of this 1032-nucleotide messenger RNA. It is a transcript of the gene pithd1, whose product is annotated as PITH (C-terminal proteasome-interacting domain of thioredoxin-like) domain containing 1. Bases 172 to 801 code for a protein of 209 amino acids. The record is from RefSeq and is a predicted model, not a curated record. Gene Ontology annotation, cellular component: nucleus. NCBI's taxonomy places the organism in Eukaryota, Metazoa, Chordata, Actinopteri, Syngnathiformes, Syngnathidae. The transcript has 6 exons.
AGUAAACAUCAACCUCGCGUUGUUUUGAAGUUGGCGUGGCCCGCACCUGAUAUUGAAACUUGUUUGCAGUCCGGAGGAUUCCUGCGCACCCACGUCUCCAGAGCUCCCCAACUUUGUGGCUCUUCAUCGGACGCUUACUUGGGACGCGAAGGCUCCGCGUCUGUUGCCUCCAUGUCCGGCCACCACCACCACCACGACCACGGCUGCGGCUGCGAGGGCGCCCACGAACCCGCCGAGAGGGGCGUCGAAUACGGACUAUAUUGCCGCAUCGACACCGACAAGUUGCAGUGUCUGAACGAGAGCAGAGACGGCGACGGCAAGCUGGUGUUCAAGCCGUGGGACCAGCGGAACGAUCGCGACAAGUUUGUCGAGAGUGACGCCGACGAAGAGCUCUUGUUCAAUAUCCCGUUUACUGGCAGUGUCAAGCUGAAAGGGAUCAUCAUCUCCGGAGAGGAUGACGACUCACAUCCGGCAGAGAUACGAUUGUACAAAAAUAUCCCUCAGAUGUCCUUUGAUGACACCGGCAAAGAACCAGAGCAAGCUUUCAGACUCAACAGAGACCCCAGCGCUCAGCUGGAGUACCCCACCAAGAUCGCCCGUUUUUCCAACGUCCAGCACCUCUCCAUCCACAUCUCGAAGAACUUUGGUGCGGAGAACACCCGAAUCUACUACAUCGGCCUUAGGGGAGAAUACUCGGAGGCUCACCGACACGAAGUGACAAUCUGCAACUACGAGGCGGCGGCGAACCCGGCCGAUCACAAGGUGGAGAGCAUUGUCCCUCAAACCAACUUUAUUUCCUGAAGCCUCACUCUGAAGGAGGAAAACGAGCCUGUCAUUGAUGCGGAUCAAACCAAGGCAAUGAUGCAUUUGUGGCCGCGUCCUGUUGGCAAGCUCGCCAAGCGCGACGCGGAUGCCGAGCGCUCAAGUCUGACGAGCUUUCCAAAACGCACUGGGGCAUCACGGGUUUGCACUGGAGUUUGAAUUCACAAAGGUUUGUAAUGUGCUUCCAAAUAAAAUCUUGAGAUUUGACAA